UAGAAUCAACCCUGUCGGCCAGCAUCGCUGCAGCAGAGCUGUGAUCUGGACCCCUGCAACUGCAGUGUAAUGAGCAUGGUGCAGCGGCUGCUCUCUCACUGGGCCAGGACAGAGGUCGGGGUCCGGCUCCCGGAUGGGCAGCAGCUGGUCACGGUCAGGAUGAGGCCAAGUGACACAAUCAAACACAUCCGUCUCCACCUGGUCAGACAGGGAGUCACCUCCUGGAAGAUGAGCUUCACUUACAAAGGUCAAGAACUCGGAGAAAAUGAGACGCUGGAAGGGAAUAACAUCACUUCGGGGGCAGUUCUGGUGUUGGUGAAGGACAGUCACUCCCCACCUUCAAAGCCUUCAGCUCUACUACUCUAAGCAUGUCUGCGCCUCGUUCCCAUGGCCUUCAUGGUUCCUCAAACAGUGUGGGUUCCUUUGCUGGGUAAUUGUAAGAAUGCUUGAACAAAGACCAGAGGAGCUUCUGGGGAGAUCGCCAGCAGCUGGGCUGUUGAGACCAGAGGGAAGCUGCUGGCAUUGGGGAUGGUGCUGUUGGAAUGAUUUUCAUUAAA
Molecule: messenger RNA, 557 nt
Organism: Mobula hypostoma (lesser devil ray)
Lineage: Eukaryota; Metazoa; Chordata; Chondrichthyes; Myliobatiformes; Myliobatidae
Product: ubiquitin domain-containing protein TINCR-like
Exons: 2
Coding region: 70-366 (98 amino acids)
Molecular function (GO): protein binding
Source: RefSeq, a predicted model, not a curated record